GUUGCGAGACGUAGAAAAGUAAGACGUACGUAUGUGUAACUCCGAACGCCAUGAAAUGAAGCUAGUCAGAUUUAGUACCUUAUAACUAGGAACUUCACAUAAACUUUGAAACUUUUUUGGGAGGGGAGAUGUUGUAAAAGUAAAUGGGACUAACUCCAAGCUGUACACUCCGUGGGUAUUCCACAGUUGUCUUGUGAAUGUACACUAAAACUCACCAACCCAACUGCUCUAACAUCAAACCUCUCCUAACAUUAGUGCCAGAAACGACCAUAUAAGGCUGUGAAAUCUCUCUUCAUGAACUAUCACCAUUCUUGUUUGGAUAUCCUGGUAAUGGAUUGAAGGUAAGAGUUGGGAAAAUAAGCACCAGGCAUACUUAGUAGUUCAUAAAUUUUCAUAGAUCGUUGCAAAAAUGAUUCGCCAAAACUUGUACUGAAAAUUGCCAAUGCAGAAUAGUCAUGUUGAGUCACUCAAAGUGAAUAGGGUUCCAAAUUCUCAGAAACAGGCAUCCCAGAUAUAUGAAUAAAAGGAUGGGGAGAGGACUAUGUCGUGGAUUUAGAUGGGGUUUUGUAUCUAGAAUUUUGGAAUAAGUGUAGGGAACUACAUGUAUAGCCUAAGCAGCAUCCUGUUAAGAACUCGCUCUCACGAACAACCUCCAACAGGACAUCGUUUGAAUUAAGAUACAUGGUAUAGCCCAUCUUGAUCAACAUACUAUUCUUGUGUUGUUUAUGUUAGAUCCAUCAAUGACAGAGCGACCUCCGAUAGAACAACUGGCCUGUCCAAUCCAGCUCUUGUUUAUGGCCAUAACCAAAUAGCAUAUGCACCCCAAAGGAUGUCUCUGUAGCUCAACUGGUAGAAGCCUUCUGGUUCCAGUAUAUUAGGUAGCUAGCAAUCCUCCCUGUUGAUAUAGUUAUUCAUUUGCAAAAUCAUACCCGUAGGCUAAUUGUAUGUACAGUCUCAAAUCAAAGACUAAGAAUAGAAAAUAGUGUAAUACAUAACUCUACGGUCUAAUCAACUAUGUGGUACAAUGUAUACUAUUUUCGGGUUGGACUUCUUUUUUGAAUGAACUGUCCCGCGUUUUGUAUAAUGAUUGGAUUUUGUGCUUUAAGUAGAAAUAUAGUCUUUUGGUGAUCUCCAAAGCCGUUCUGGCGUUAUGCGACAUGAAAGUUGGCAAAGGUCUCCAACGACCAACCCCACCCCUCCCCCGGUCUGAAUAUGGUUAAGGGAAGCCUUACGGCAGAACAUGAAAAAUGCUUUCUCUUGUUUUCAUGACCAGGCAUAUCCCCUGCUUGCAUGGCUAUAAUGAUAAAUCUUUCAGUGUUUGUCUGCCUUUGGAUCUAUUCUAAUUUCACAGGUAUGAGAACCUCAAGUCAUAAAACCGCCACCACAUCACAGGUCUAUCUAACGGUCGGAGCAGAAAAUUAUAAGAUGACCAUAAUAUCGAAGCUACAGCCUUUUGGUUAGUCACUUCACUACGUCAUCGCAAUAUAGGACGGGUAUGUCACGUUGCCACAGCAGCUCGGGUGCUAAGAGCUAUUCAGUUGUGUUCUCGUAAUAGCGAAACUGCCAGCGGCAUGACCACACACAUAUUGUGAAGUCACUCUGAACAUCCGUCCAGUUAUGUGUUGUUUCUAUGGAGAAUAACACGGCGUCUUUCCGCCCACGUGGUCACCUCAAAUUAGCCAGACCUCUUUAUACCAAAGGGACCGAUGAUCAAUAGGUUUACUACACACAUAAUCCCCACUGACUUGUGUGCCCAGCCUUAAAAAUGUGCGUAGGGUAGACGGACAGGAAGAUGCGAACACGCAAGCCAUAAUUGAUGUAAAGACUACGUCAUUUCCUAUCACACCCGUGAAGAGGCGUGUAGGGUAUAAAUGCCCAGUUAUUGGAUGAUAGAAGAUAAGACAAGGUGUACGGGGACGAACUGCAGCGGACGCUGCUGACAGGGUUGAGAAAAGCAGUGCGCCACUCUGCAACAGAUCACAGCAAUCGACAUGCGGCCUUGCUGCGCUUUGAUGGUCCUCGCCUUCUUUGUACUUGUACACACCAACCAACUCACCGCUUCUGUAAUAAGGAGGUACGACGACGACAUGUAUGACUAUGAUGGGGACAUGGAGCCGCUGCUGGCGCUGCUGGGGCAGCAGGCGGGCAGGGUGUACCACGGGCUGGCCAGGGAGCUGCUGGACAAUAUAGAGGACAACACGAACACACAGGACAACAGAUUCUCGCGCACCUACGAGGACAUGAUGGAUCCCAUGGCCAUGAGAGUGCGGAGAAAGUGCGAGUCAGGCACCUGUGUACAGAUGCACCUGGCCGACAGACUGCGGCUCGGACUGGGCCACAACAUGUUCACCAACACCGGCCCCGAGAGUCCGGGCCGCAAGAAACGUUCCCUGGGAGCUUCCCGCCGCGCAGCACGCCGCCUGUAGGACGGCCGCCUCCUGGGAACUCGUUAAGGAAUAAAGUGUUGAUGAUAGAGAGUGGACUAGAAAUCAUCUCCGACUCCCAACUGGAACACAUGAGAACAUCGACCGGAAGUGGACAGCUCUGGCAGGCAAUUUGAUUUUUGUCGAAUAGAUUCAUAUAUUUGUUCACUGGAGGGUUCACUAUUUAACUAUUUAAAGAUUAAAACUAGAACAUAUAAGAGAGUAAUAUUUAGCACAGAUCUACCCUCUGUGCCUCCGUAAAUAUUGUGCUUUGUGACGCACCAGAAUCCCGCAGCAGAGGACAAAUCAGUGACAUCUGUAGAGGCUGUCAUAGUAAUUAGCCAGGAUUUACAGACAGGUGCACUAGUGGCUUAGUGCAAGGAAAGACUACGUAGUAAAUUUGAUUCAACAUAGUCGUGAAAACCGAUAUCACGAGUAAGAGAUAGAUGAUACAAAGCAGGUUGAAUUACUUGCAUCACGACAAAAUAUUUAUGAAAUGGCAUCACUGCCUUUGUACGUCAUUCAUGAGACACGUACACAUAAUAAAUAUGGUUUACUUCACGGUAAUUCUAGUAUGGUUCUGUGUCGCUCUUGAUAUAUGGUUCUGUGUCGCUCUUGGCAAUAGCAUAACAUUAAAUCAUACAUAUCUACGGUCAA
Messenger RNA from Branchiostoma floridae (Florida lancelet), 3080 nucleotides. RefSeq lists its product as uncharacterized. Bases 1992 to 2426 code for a protein of 144 amino acids. Lineage: Eukaryota; Metazoa; Chordata; Leptocardii; Amphioxiformes; Branchiostomatidae. The transcript has 5 exons. The record is from RefSeq and is a predicted model, not a curated record. Gene Ontology annotation, molecular function: hormone activity. Gene Ontology annotation, cellular component: extracellular region.